Messenger RNA from Culex pipiens pallens (northern house mosquito), 991 nucleotides. RefSeq lists its product as uncharacterized. NCBI's taxonomy places the organism in Eukaryota, Metazoa, Arthropoda, Insecta, Diptera, Culicidae. The transcript has a single exon. The coding region runs from base 1 to 609 and encodes 202 amino acids. The record is from RefSeq and is a predicted model, not a curated record.
AUGCCAGAACACACGCCCGCCCCGACGCCCUCCCGUGCCAUUUACGGAUUCUGUCUGUUUCUGCUCUUCAAAACCCUCUUCAUCCUGUACGUCCUCUGGGCCUUCAUUCCGACGGAACUGCUGGACGGGUUCGGUCUCACCUACCUUCCGGACAAGUACUUUGCCCUGUUCAUCCCGAUCCUGCUCCUGGUCGGCCUCACCUUCUUCGCGUUCCUCGUUUACCCGUCGCUCUCACUUGCGAUGAUGCCCGACCGGGACGCGGUGGCCACCGUGACCGAUCCGUACGCGAUCGUGCGCUGUCAGUACCAGUUCCCGGAUCGGCAGCACUGCAACCAGCGCAUUGACCGCCCGUACGGCGACAGUUGGCUGGUGAAGCCGUUCUGCUCGAAGCACUCGAUCCGGGUGACCACGGCCAGUGAUCUGCGCGGGAGUGUCCGCAUUUCGAACUUUUGCGAUUGUCCGGUGGCUGGCACGGAUGAGGAGCGAUGCUUGUUGAGGAAGGAUCCGGGCCAUUUGGGACGGUUGAGGGGGAAGCCGAUGGUGCCGGCGGUGGCAGAUUUGAAUAUGGCCGAGGUGAGCCGGGUGUUGUACCGGAAGAAGGGGAGAUAGCUUGUUGACCAAAAUUAUUGAAUUUAGUAUCUUUUUUUGUUCCAUGAAAGCAUUUUGCCAAAUGAAACGAGCAAAGUCGUGUGAAUUCCUGCUAAGAUAAUCUUACUAUUUUUACUAAACAUUUAUUUCCACAAAAUGUAACUGAGAAAUGGAAUAGGGGGAUGGCGUCGCUAUUUUUAGACCACGUUUUCCACUUUUCCUCCAUCGAAACCGACUACUUAAUCGACUUUUUUUGCUGGGCGAGAUAGGACGUCGUCUAUUUUUAGACAGUGACUCAGCACUUUUCCACUCUUGCACUUUAAAAAGCCAGAUGGCAGCACGAUGUAACGCCACGUCCCUAUUGAAUUCAAAUAAAUGUACAAACAUUUUCACUAAGUAUAAA